AUGCUGCGUUCUCCAAAGUCCUCUUCAACUCCUCCCCAUUGUGGCCGAUCUGGAGGAUCUCCACGUGGGAGGCAAGCCUCUCCCUGUUGCUCUGGACCGAGACGCCCCCCACGAGAAGCACCAGCAGGUCUUCGGAGAAGGCGGAGAUACCGGCCCGGCUUCCGAGCUUUGCAGGAGAUCAGAAAGUAUCAAAAAAGUACUAAUCUACUUAUUCCCAAGCUACCUUUUUCUCGUGUGGUGCGGGAGAUCUGUCUGGAAUAUACCCAAGGGGUUGACAGGAUGUGGCAGGCCAUGGCACUUCUUGCCUUGCAGGAGGCAGCUGAAGCCUUUUUGGUAUAUCUCAUGGAAGAUGCCUACCUGUGCACCAUCCAGGCUAAGCGGGUCACUCUCCAUCCCAGGGACAUCCAGUUAGCUUGA
This is a messenger RNA of Crotalus tigris (Tiger rattlesnake), 417 nucleotides long. Its product is annotated as histone H3-like centromeric protein A. The record is from RefSeq and is a predicted model, not a curated record. The transcript has a single exon. Gene Ontology annotation, molecular function: structural constituent of chromatin; protein heterodimerization activity; DNA binding. Gene Ontology annotation, cellular component: nucleosome. Bases 1 to 417 code for a protein of 138 amino acids. Lineage: Eukaryota; Metazoa; Chordata; Lepidosauria; Squamata; Viperidae.